Messenger RNA from Saccostrea echinata, 1456 nucleotides. Its product is annotated as (Lyso)-N-acylphosphatidylethanolamine lipase-like. The record is from RefSeq and is a predicted model, not a curated record. NCBI's taxonomy places the organism in Eukaryota, Metazoa, Mollusca, Bivalvia, Ostreida, Ostreidae. Bases 31 to 1260 code for a protein of 409 amino acids. The transcript has 6 exons.
ACCAUCGGAACAAUUGAUAGCUGAACGGCCAUGGUGGAGAAGAACAGUGAAGUAACCGACGUUCAGAGUUGUAGUGCAGUUUACCCAUCAAGCUGGUUUUCGUGGAGGCCUACCUCAAUGGCUAAGCUUGCACAAGCUGAAAGAAAAAUUCUGCAAGCAUUUUUGAGGAAAACAACAUAUGAUACAAAGUAUGUGACAUUACCGAAGACCCAUCAUAGACUGUGGACAUUGACAGUGGACCACAAAGACAAUGAGACCAAUCAGAAAAAAGUUCCUCUUGUCAUGGUCCAUGGAAUGGGAGGAGGAAUUGGACUGUGGGCCCAAAACCUUGGUCCCCUCAGUGAAAACCGUCCAUUGUAUGCUUUUGAUGUGUUGGGAUUUGGACGAAGCUCAAGACCACAUUUUAGUUCAAAACCUGAAAAAACUGAACAGCAGUUUGUGGAAUCUAUAGAAGAAUGGAGAAAAGAAAUGAAUAUCCAAGAAAUGAUUUUACUGGGGCAUAGCUUGGGAGCAUACAUCUCGGGGGCAUACAGUUUAAAGUACCCAGACCGGGUCAAGCAUCUUGUACUGGUGGAUGCCUGGGGGUUUCCAGAGAAACCUCCUGAAGACCAACAGAGGCCAAUACCCAUGUGGAUUAAGGUUAUAGCCACUAUUAUAAAACCUUUCAAUCCACUGGCUGUUCUACGUGUGGCAGGACCAUUUGGGCCAGGACUAGUGAGACGAUUUAGACCAGACUUACAGGACAAGUUUUCAGACACCCUGGAAGAUGAUACAAUAUUUGAUUACAUUUAUCACUGUAACGCACAGUCACCAAGUGGUGAGACAGCUUUCAAAAACUUGAAUACCUCGUUUGGUUGGGCUAAAAACCCAAUGAUCAAUCGUUUACCUGACCUGAAGAAGGAUGUACCGGUCACUCUGGUGUAUGGGUCCAAAUCCUGGGUGGACAGUAACACAGGCUACCACAUCAAGUACCUCAGGAAUGAAAGCUUUGUAGAAGUGGCUGUUGUACGUGGAGCAGGUCAUCAUGUCUACGCCGAUAAACCAGACCCGUUUAACAAACUGAUUCAGAGGGUAUGUGACGCAGUAGACAAUAAUACAAACCCCAAACCUCUGAAAUUUCGGGAAAGUUUCAAAGCUUCAAGUGACUCAUCUACACACACAUCUAAGACAAUCUCAGAAUCCAAGAGUUCAAAAAACUUGGUGACAGAGGAAACUCCAGAUGAUGAGGACAAAGAAACAGUUCCUGCUCAAGUUUUAUAGCAUACAAUGGUGCCAAUUUAUUGUUUUCAUUAGUUUUAUUUAGUCUCAAUUUAUUUUUCAUUUUGGCUUUUUAAUUGUUUUUCUUUUUAUGCGUAUGGGUCUUGAUUAAGAAUCACCAAAUGAAUUGUUUAACUCUAUUUUUUUUUAGAUUCAAAAAUGAUUUUAUGAUUUUUAAAAAAAAAAAAAAAGAAUUUAA